Molecule: messenger RNA, 4295 nt
Organism: Astyanax mexicanus (Mexican tetra)
Lineage: Eukaryota; Metazoa; Chordata; Actinopteri; Characiformes; Acestrorhamphidae
Product: DUF4592 domain-containing protein
Exons: 14
Coding region: 436-3516 (1026 amino acids)
Source: RefSeq, a predicted model, not a curated record
UGCUCACUGUCUGGGAGGCAGCCUACUGGAGCACACUCCUUCUUCGUCUCACUACUUCUGCCUUCCCCUACAAGGAUACUGCAUUCUUUUGCGAAGGAAGGCUCUUCUCAAAGUGGACUCUCAUCCCUUUUUGCUGACAUCUGUCCUAGAUUAUGCUCGUAUCUGUGUAUGUAAGCGGGAUUAUUAAUCCAGCUUGAGGAUUUAGCUGUUUUUUUUUUUUGGACCUCCAAGGGAUUUUUUUUUUUUUUUUUACCCCCAAAGGAUGCAAUAGGCCUAAAAGGAUAAGGAACUCUUGUCUCUUCAGUGUCAGUGAAUUUUGUAACACCAUGGCUGCAUUCUACAGCUGCUUGCGAGGAAAGAAAUAAGGCAUGAAAAGGCGGAUGUCAUCCAACCGGCACUAGAGUUGGAGGUGCUGCAAGAAGUGAUUGUGGCAUCAUGGCCUCAGGAUCUGCAGAUGCCACCGCAGCCCAUGAGCCUUCAGAUGUAUCAGAGGAAUGCCCAGGGAAAAAGAAGUCCAAAUUCCAGACGUUCAAGAACUUCUUCGCUAAGAAGAAGAGGAAGGAGCCGGCUGCUCCCGUGGGGGAGAGUGGGUUGAAGUCCAGUCAGUCCAGUGAUGAUGUUAACACUCCUGAGCCCACCCCCACGCUCUCUGACAAAGACAGCGACUCUGGGUCCAAGAUCAACAUGGGGAACAAGGCUUUGUCACAUGACAGUGUAUUCGCCUCUGAAUCUCCCUGUUCCGAAACGAAUGAAGCUCUCCGAGCCUCCCAGGACAGCAUACAUGGGAAAGUCAAAUCCCUGCAGCUGCAGCUGAAGCAGGCGAUCCGACUUGGCUCUCCGCCGGCAGUCGUCUCUGUGAGGAAGGGCGAGGAUGCGGGAGCUGUGUCAGAGGAUGAUGGUCUGCCCUGCAGCCCACCAGAGUACUCCACCCUCCAUACUGUUCUGGCAACUUCCUCUCAAAGGUCGUCUGGUGUGGUCCAGAGAACCAGCUCCCUUAGCAUCGAGGGAACAGACAGCGAUGAUGACCAGCUGUCUUACGGAGCCUCGUCCAGGCCGGGUACCCCGCAGGCAUCCAUCCCUGUGGACUUCAGUCAGCCAGCUAGCUCACUCUCCUGCCUAGACAGCUCUGCUGCUCACCAUCGCAUCGCUGUCAAAGCCAAGGCCUGCGCUAAGAGAAAGCCUGCCAGUAGGGAGAAAAGAAACCUGAGAGAAACUGUCCUGCUCCGCGACACAGAAGACAAACUGAAAGCCCUCAGAUCAAGUACAGAAGAGGAACAGAAUGAAGUUGAUGCUUCAGAGACCGUACAGAAGGUCGAUGAGCCACACGAAGACCCUAAGUCAAGCCCAGCACUGCAUAAUGUUGAGGAGCAGCAAGCCUUGUCCCAAAGCCAAAGAGCAUCAACAACAUCCGCCGCCUCCACUGAGACUUCUGAGGAUGAGGAACGUCUUCCUGACGCAGAUCACGUCCCCAACUCCAAGAUCCCAGAAUCCUCCUGGGAGAGCCCAGUGACUCUAGAGCUCCAGGCUGACGACUUCCUACUGGAUUCAGGCUGUGAGGUCGUUUCUAAGGAGCAGGGGUCACUGCUAGAGGAAGUGCUGAGCUCCCUGAAGGGCCCCCUCGCAUCAAGCUUGGUGCUGGACCCUGAAGACAAGCCUGAAAAGAUGGAGAUGGAAGAAGACAUGUCAGUUACCCAGGAUGAGAAAGCCACUAUAGACCUCCCUGUUUCCACAGACCAAGGUUUGACCCUGGAGGAAAAUGCGUUGUUUGAACAAAACACUCUUACUGAAGAAUCAGUUAAACAUUUGCAAGAGGCUGAAGAGCCUCUAGAGCAAGAAGAGGAACCAGAGGAACAGGAAUUGGCUGAGGAGGCCUCUUCUGAAGAAAACCAACAAGUGCCUGAAGCUGAUAUGGAAAAAGAGGAAUCUGAGGAUGAGGACGACCAUGAGGAAGCCCAGGAUGAAAAUAAAUGUGUAAUGGAGGAAUUUGAGGAAGUGGAUGAAGCAGACGAAGUGAACGAAGAGGGUGAUACCAGGAAAGAAGCUUUGGAGGAAGUGGUCGGGAAACAGGAGUACAUGGACAACAAUAACAGGGACUACACAGAUGAGGGAGAAGAUGAGGAAAAUGAGGAAGAUGUGGAAAAAGUAGGUGCAGAAGUUGAGCAAGAGGAAGUUGUGGUGGUUGAAGAAAACAGCAAUCAAGAAGUAGAAGAAGAUGCAGAGAUCCAUGAAGAAGAAAAAGAAGAACUUGUACAGGAACAAGAAGAAAAUGAGACCAAAGAUGAACCCUCUCCAUUAGAAGAUGAACGAGAACUUGAAGAAGCCACAAAUGACUGCACUGAAGUUAAAAACAUCCAUGAAUCUGAAGAGUCCAUUGAAGAUGCCUUGGUAUCAACAGGAACUGCAGAAGGCCAACCUGAGGAAGUUCCGGCACAGUUGCCUGUUGAGCGGCCAUCUUUUGUGGUGACCACCUCCCUAGACCUCAGUUUGCCUAAUCGAGACUCGCAAAUCGAUGCCUCAAAGCAGCAGCAGGAGGAGGAGGAGGGGGACAAGCUGGAAAUUCCACAGCAAGAUGACACCAGUAACCAAGAGGUUAAUCAAGAAGGUCUUCAAGAAGAGUCUUCAGAAGGUCCUCAGAUAUCUGAUGAUGCUGCAGAGGCACAGGAGGCAGUGACAGGUGAGCCCCAUCGCCCUCGUUUUACCAUCGCUCCAGCCUGGCAGAGGUCACUGUCCGGUGGGUCUACCAAGGAGCAAUUCCAGGAUAUAAUAGUCUCUGAAUCAGGAGACGAACCUAUCUUCAAAGCAUCCCUGAGCGUAGAUCAGUCUUUUGAUGCUGUGAAGGCUGAGCGUCCCUCCAGCCCAUACCGCACUCAGAGUGUACCAUCCCUCCCCGUUCAGAGAGAGACAGGCCAAGUGAACGAGGAAGCAACUCCGGAGAACCCGUUUGGAGUUCGGCUGAGAAAGACUGCAAUUCUGCACCGCUAUGCUUCAGAAGGUGAAAGUGCUGAUACCAGUCCCAUCACACAAACAGAGCCAGCAGAGGUGCACAAGUCUCCAGUAUCACUGGACCAGCAUGCCAGAAAGCCUGUCUUGCCCAAGAAGCCUGAUCAGUUGGUUGAUGGUGGUGUGAAACCCAAGAGAACCUCAGAUGUGGCAGUGAGCAAAGUAUCAGUAGAGAGUAGUUCAGAGCCUCCAAGCUGGAUUUCUGUGGCCAGACAGAAGCAGAAAAUCUUCAGCUCCCUGGAGGAAUCCCCUGAAAGACAGGAGGAAUUCAAUAAAAAGGGUUCCUUGCCUGAUUUAUCAAGUCCAGUCACCAAAGAUCAACAGAAACCUGCUGCUUCACCUGUUAAAGUGUCCUGCUCCUUGGAGAUAUCCAAACCAGCCUUGGUGGAGAAAGAGAACAAGCGGACCAUCAGCCACCCGAAUCCGGCUCCUCUCGCCCAGGACGAGCCCCCAUGGCUGGCUCUGGCCAAGAAAAAAGCCAAAGCAUGGAGUGAAAUGCCACAGAUUGUGCAGUAACACCAGCUGGGAGCCUUGGUAGGAUGAGUCGACGCAUGACACGCUUCUAAAGCCUGCAGGACGUUUGCACACACAGAUACUAACUCAUCCCGGUUCUCCACAUGUUUCUUACCACUCCUGUUUGCACAGAAGUAGACAAACAUAUACACAGAUACACACAGACUUGUGGUGGGUGUACACAAUAUAUCCUGAAACCCAUUCACCGUUAGGCUUGUGCCUGAGACCUGGAGAAGGAACACUCCGGAAGAAAGGAUUGGAAGGAUGGUGAACAAAAGAGAAGGGUUGUAAAGAUAUGUUUUAUUUUGUCUUAAAGUUACAUGUUCAUCGUCAAAAAUAAGUAAAAGACAGGUUUUAGGAGGGAAGGGGGGGGGGUCCUCAUUUGAGGUUUAAAACUAGUCUUAAAACUAAAAUAAAAAUUAUCAUGUCUCAAUUUAAUCAUCCUUUUCUAUCCAACAAUACAUUUUCUACAAAAUCUUCUUCAAUAUGUAAAGCAUUCUCUGAAGGACUAUGUUGCUUCUGUUCACUCAAAAGAGCAGUUUAAUUAAAGAACUGAAAAUGACUGAAAAGAAACACUAACUGCUCUUUUUUAAGAAUAAAUAUGAUCAUUAAUCCAAUAGCCUUUGUAAUUGUGGUAACUGUAAUCAUGUUUGAAGGAGUCUGAUGGGGUCUUUGUAUUUAUUUAUCUCUUUCAUAUAUGUUUUAUGUAAUUUUGUUCUAUUUUUGUAUUACCUUUACGUGCACAGUUUUGUGACUUAAAAAUCUUGUACAUAAAAAUCUUA